AUGGCUAUCGACUCCCAACUCAGCGCGGGCACGGCGACGCCACCCAAGGCGCAGGUUCCAAAGGGCAAGACUGAGGUCAAGAUCCUGAUGAUCCAUGGUACUUCCGUCCCCAUGCCAGAAAUCAAUACCGCCCGAUACACUCAGUCAGGCGCCCUUUUCCGUGCCAAAACUCGCGCCCUGGAAAAGCUUCUCGCCAAAGUGCUAUCACCCGUCUCUCUCCAUCCCACGCUGAUCUAUCCUACUGGUCCCAACCGUCUCCUACCUCGGGACAUACCCGGUUUUGUCCCCAAGGAAGAUGGUGAUGACGAUGAACAGGGCGACUCAUGGGCGUGGUUUCGCAAAGACGAGGCUAGCGGUCAGUACAGGCUCUUUGAUAAGGGCAUGGACACUAUCGCCACGGCUAUCCGGGAGAGCGGAGGCGUCGAUGGCGUAGUCGGGUUCAGUCAAGGCGGCUUCAUGGCCGGCGCGGUGGCGAGUGCACUGGAAGAGACCAGGGCACCACCCGAGGGACCAGACGGCGACUGGGCGAGGAAACUCAGGGAGGCAAACGGCGGCAAAGGGUUGAAGUUUGCUGUGCCUUAUUCGGGCUUCUUUGCCCCCGUGGAGUCGUUGCAAUGGCUGUACGAACCCAAGAUCAAGACGCCAACCCUACAUUACCUAGGUAGCCUGGACACAGUGGUGGAAGAGAGUAGAAGCAUGGGGCUAGUGGACAGAUGCGAGCAGCCGGUGGUGAUCACACAUCCUGGGGGGCAUCACGUCCCCGUGUCAAAGGAGUGGGUGAUGCCGCUGGCUGGUUUCAUCAAGCAGCAUGCCGAGGUGAAGCCGCAGGCCGGCCUAUAA
Emericellopsis atlantica is the source of this 840-nucleotide messenger RNA. RefSeq names its product dihydrofolate reductase. The record is from RefSeq and is a predicted model, not a curated record. The transcript is spliced from 2 exons. Gene Ontology annotation, cellular component: cytoplasm; nucleus. The coding region runs from base 1 to 840 and encodes 279 amino acids. NCBI's taxonomy places the organism in Eukaryota, Fungi, Ascomycota, Sordariomycetes, Hypocreales, Bionectriaceae.